Messenger RNA from Macrobrachium nipponense, 1230 nucleotides. Its product is annotated as piggyBac transposable element-derived protein 4-like. NCBI's taxonomy places the organism in Eukaryota, Metazoa, Arthropoda, Malacostraca, Decapoda, Palaemonidae. Bases 1 to 1230 code for a protein of 409 amino acids. The transcript has 3 exons. The record is from RefSeq and is a predicted model, not a curated record.
AUGAUUACGACGAGUCUUGAGCCCAUCCUGGUAGCAGAGACGGCGGACUACGCUCGGUAUUUCAACACCUUCAACCAAAGGGCCAUACCCUGGAAUAACUCUGAUCACCUCAUCUUAGUCCACCCAGUGUUGGAGUACAUUUGUGAACAGUGCCAGUUUCUCGUGGUUCCUGGCACGAACCUUUCUUUGGAUGAGGGGAUGAUGCCUUGCAAAGGAUGUCUGAGCAUAAAAGUGUACAACCCCAAGAAGCCAAAGAAAUAUGGUGUGAAAUUGUUCUUUAUUACAGAGUCCAACACUGGAUACAUCGUUGACUUCUCGGUGUAUUCCGGGGUCUUCUCCACGCUGCGUGACACUGUGUUCGGUUUUGUGGAUCGUUUCAGUAACCAGGGAUACCACCUGUUUAUAGUUAAUUAUUAUAACUCGGUAUCCCUGGCCCAGGAACUGUAUGAAGCAGGUGUGCACGUCAGUGGUACCCUUUGGUUGGUGUGUGGGGCCCCGAAUGUCUUCAAGAGGUUUGUGGGCCAGCCGCAACAUCUGGCAAGAGGAGAGACAGAGUGGUGGUGGAAGGGAGCUUUCUUCGUCAUCUGUUGGAAUGGGGUCCGACUAGUCCCCAUGAUUAUGACAAGUCAUGAGCCCAUCCAAGAAGAGGUCGUCCAGCGGAAGAAGACACAUCGGCAGGGCCGAUUGCCCCUCCAGAAUGCCUACAUCCUCUACUGUGGGUACUAUAAUUCAGACUUCCGGAGGUUGUCCCACAUCCAGUUUCUCGAGGUAGCCGGGAAUGCCCUCAUCAACUUUAAUCCCGAUGAGUGGCCUUCCAUCACCGCCCCCCUGCCCCGAGCUCCUGAUCUGCCUCUAGAGGAAAGGGCAGAUGUUAGGAGGGCCGACUUCGGUCGUCCUUCUCCUGCCGCUGCUGCCGCCGCCCUUGAUGAUCCCGCCCCCGUUCAGAUUCCGACUUCUCGUCGGAUAGUGGACCCUGUGUGUCAGCUGCAGCCAGGGGAUCACACACUGGAGCUUCUAGAAGGGCGCAGGCAGAAACGGUGCCGGGUGUGCCAUAUGAAUGGCAGGAGGAGAGACACCCGGUUCUUCUGUUGCACUUGCAAUAUAGCUCUUUGCAGGUUCGGGAAGUGUGACCACAAGUACCACACUGAGGUCAUAUAUUGGAGUGCCCCUACCCUAGGGACAAUGGAGGGCGCAGAGCGCCACCGAAGGGCGGCGGCCCAUCAGCAGUAA